This is a messenger RNA of Rotaria sp. Silwood1, 1056 nucleotides long. Lineage: Eukaryota; Metazoa; Rotifera; Eurotatoria; Philodinida; Philodinidae. The record is from the annotation of a GenBank genome assembly.
AUGAUGAUGGAUAAUGGAACACAUCAUUCAGUUGUUCAAUUAAAUACAACAAAUUCACAGAAUAUGACUACCAUUCAACAACAACAUAAUGAAAGUAGAGUAUCAAGUGAACCUGAUCAUUUUCUUACAAUUCGAUUACUUAUGCAAGGCAAAGAAGUCGGUAGCAUCAUUGGAAAACGUGGUGAUAACAUAAAAGCCAUUCGAGAAGAAAGUGGCGCUCGUAUUAAUAUUAGUGAUGGAACAACACCAGAACGUAUUGUUACAAUGGUUGGUACUAUAGAAACAUUAGCAAAAGCCUUUGGAAUGAUUUGUCAAAAAUUUGAAGAUGAUUUAAAACAAACAUGUACAACUAUUCCUCCAAUUACAUUACGUCUUGUUGUACCAGCAAGUCAAUGUGGUUCAAUUAUUGGUAAAGGUGGUGCAAAAAUAAAAGAAAUUCGAGAGACAACAGGAGCAUCUGUACAAGUUGCUUCCGAAAUGUUGCCAUCAUCAACAGAACGCGCUGUAACUAUAUCAGGAAAACUUGAGUCGAUUGAAUCAUGUUUCCGACAAAUAUGUCAUAUUAUGCUUGAACAGUCGCCACCCAAAGGUGAAACAAUCCCAUAUCGACCUAAAAUGAUGAUAUCACCCAUGCAUGCACCUAUCAUUUUUGCUAAUGGACAAGCUUAUCAAGUCCAAGGUCAAUUUGCGAUUCCCUUGCCACCAAAUGAAUUAAAUGCAUUCGGUCCAUUGGCUCCUCUUGCACCGGGUGUGCCUGUACCAGCUGCAGCAUCCUUAAUACCAAAUGGUCUUCCACCAAAUCGUGCUACUUUACAGACACAACGGGAGAUAACUAUUGCUAAUGAUCUCAUUGGUUGUAUUAUUGGUCGAGGUGGACAAAAGAUUUCUGAGAUCAGACAAGCAUCUGGAGCUAACAUCAAAAUAGCCGAUUUAGAUGAAGGUUCACAAGAUAGACAUGUUACUAUUUCUGGUACACCUGAACAAAUACAAUUGGCUGAAUUUUUAAUUCAUUCAAGAAUUGCUUCUGAAAUUGGUGGAAUUCUAAUUACUCAUUAA